CUCAAUGGCAUGGGUCCUUUUUAAAUUACACUGUGCUUCCGUGUUUACGAACAGCAGAAGCGCGAGUAUUUUACAUUCGAAGAAUCCAGAUGAUCAUAUUUUUUAAAAAAAAUUAAGCUCUCUUGAAUAGAUAUAAACGAACUACUGCAUCGUGCACAGGGAAUACUUUCAAGUCACUAUGAAGGACAUAGAAAUUAAGGGCAUGGUUUCUGCUCAUGCCAUCAUAGCAAUAACGAUACUGCUGGCAACACUUGCUCCAACUCUUUUUGUCGACAACUAUUCUGUCUAUGGGACACACUUGGUGUGGCUGUAUUCCUGUUGCUCUGCAGUUGCUGCGGUAAACAUUGCACUGUAUGCUCUGCUUGGUGUUAGUCCAACACCUAAAAGACAUACUUUGAGCUAUAAGGUGACAAAACUCUUCAGGUCCUUCAUGUAUUUUGGGUUUUCCUGCUUGAUUUUUCACGGGAUUGUGGUCUUGUAUGGUGCACCCUUGAUUGAGUCAGCUUUGGAGACCUUCUCUUUUGCUGUUUUGCUGUCAACCUUUACCACGUUGCGCUGCAUCUGUAUGCUUGGGCCAAAUGUUCAGGCCUGGAUAAGGGUAUUCAGCAAAAAUGGGGCAAUGUCAAUUUGGGACACCAGUUUGCAGAUCACCACACUAUGCAGUGUGAUUGGAGCCUGGUUUGGUGCAUUUCCCAUCCCUUUAGACUGGGACAGACCCUGGCAGGUCUGGCCAGUCUCCUGCACACUGGGGGCAACUUUUGGCUUCGUCAUGGGACUCCUCGUUGCACCCUCAUGGAUUUACUGGUACAGGAAGCAUCUGACCUAUAAGAGCAAAUAAAGCUGCAAACGGAACAGUGAGUCCCAGUGACGGAUGAUGGCACCACUCCACGGCAGAGGAUAAAAAGAAGUCUGUGUGGGUUCGGGCAGCCCCUUUGCCACUAGCCUGAUGAGUGUUAAACUCGAUGACAUUUUUUUCCUCUUUGUUUAUAUUUUUAAAGCAACUGAACCUCUGCAGAAUGUCUUACAGACAACCUCGCUUCUUAGACAUAAGAGUUUCUUCAGUGUAGAGAAGAUUGGUGUAAAAGCUGGUAAGGCAUUGAGUGGGUUAAAUCCUGGACAAAACAUGCCUGAGGGAGGACACUUUCAGAACAUAUUAAAUUAAUUUUAUAAAA
Molecule: messenger RNA, 1172 nt
Organism: Erpetoichthys calabaricus (reedfish)
Lineage: Eukaryota; Metazoa; Chordata; Cladistia; Polypteriformes; Polypteridae
Gene: pigf
Product: phosphatidylinositol glycan anchor biosynthesis, class F
Exons: 6
Coding region: 179-838 (219 amino acids)
Biological process (GO): GPI anchor biosynthetic process
Cellular component (GO): endoplasmic reticulum membrane
Source: RefSeq, a predicted model, not a curated record